This is a messenger RNA of Penaeus vannamei (Pacific white shrimp), 1879 nucleotides long. RefSeq names its product vacuolar protein sorting 28 (gene Vps28). NCBI's taxonomy places the organism in Eukaryota, Metazoa, Arthropoda, Malacostraca, Decapoda, Penaeidae. The record is from RefSeq and is a predicted model, not a curated record. Gene Ontology annotation, biological process: protein transport to vacuole involved in ubiquitin-dependent protein catabolic process via the multivesicular body sorting pathway. Gene Ontology annotation, cellular component: ESCRT I complex. Gene Ontology annotation, molecular function: protein-containing complex binding.
GAUGGCGCGCGGGUGUCUCUUGUCAUGAAUCACUGAGCAAAGUGUAAACAUUGGUCCAUUCUGUUGCAGUUUUUGCAUUUUGUUGAGCUCUAAAGAUGUUUUCUGGCAUAUCCUCCAACAGUACACAAGACCACAACCGACCGGAAUUGUACGAGGAAGUGAAACUGUACACCAAUGCGAGAGAGAGAGAGAAGCACGACAACCAUGCAGAAUUAUACGCUGUCAUCAAUACUCUCCAGUGUUUAGAGAAGAUGUACAUAAAGGACGUGGUGCCACCCAAAGAAUACACAGCUUGGUGUAGUAAGCUUCUUGUGCAGUACAAAGCUGCCUUCAAGCUGGUGCAGUGCGAUGACUACCCUACAGUUGAAGCCUUUGUUAAGAAGUAUAAGCUCGAUUGUCCAGCAGCCCUGGACCGAAUCCGCGAGGACAGACCAAUCACGAUCAAGGAUGACAAGGGCAACACAAGCAAAUGCAUUGCUGACAUUGUUUCGCUCUUCAUCACUGUUAUGGACAAGCUUCGACUUGGGAUCAAUGCGAAUGAUGAGCUGCAACCAGACCUCAAGGAUCUGAUGGAGAACAUGACUCGGCUCUCUGUUCUUCCUCAGGACUUCGAAGGCAAGGCAAAAGUGAAGGAGUGGAUCGGCACCUUGGAGGGGAUGACGGCAGAUGAAACCCUCUCUGAAACACAAGUGCGGCAGAUGAUCUUUGACCUGGAGUCAGCGUAUAAUGCAUUCAACAGACUGCUCCAGCAUACAUAAUCUGGCUGUUGACUUUGAAUAAUGUUAAGAGUUACAAUUGUAUAGGAAAUAUCCAAGUGGUUGUUAUAUUACCAAUGACCCAGUGGGGCUAUAUUUACAUUGAAAAUCGACUGGAAUCCUCCUUUAGCUCCACAAGUAGAUUUAGGGAGAUGUUACGAGUCUUUUUCUUUUUUUUCUCUCUCUCUUUCCUUUAUGUACAUAUCUAUAUUUUUUCCCUCUCCUUCCCCUUCUUUUAGAUAAUGUAUAAGAGAUUUCACAAGAUGACUCAAGCAAUUCAUGUUUGCCAGCACUGUAUUACAAAACCCUCCUUGGUUUUGUCUUAAUUCAUGGGUAUAUUGACCUUGUUAGCCAUUUCUUGUCAUUGUAUAGAUGCAUUACCAUUCCUCAUUGAGAGUUGUAGGUCAGAGCUUGUUCAUCUUUUAGCAAGGGGGAUAGUUGAGUUUAUAAGAAAAAGUCUGAAGAAAAAAGAGAGACUAUUUUGGUAGAAAAAGAAUAUGUAAGUGAUCCCAGAUUUCAAUUCACACUGUUAAUUGGUUUGGAGGUCUUGCCAACACCAUCAGUCAAUUUGUAUUUUUUUAUUAUAUUUUAUUUUUUUUUUUUUGUUUAUUUUUUUGGUUUAUUUUUCCCCCCCCUAGUUGGAUAGGUUGAAACUGUUGCCCUUCUUUUCGGUUUAAUUUGACAUGUGUUUAUUGUCUUUAUUUAUUCUCCAUACUGCGUGUUUCAGACUAGUCGCAGGUCUUCUAGAGAACUUUGUAUAAUCCCCCCCCCCCCCUUCCCCAGGUAGGAGUUGAGAUUGAACUCUUAUUUAUUUUUUACUUGGAAAAAAUAUUUGGAUUUAAAAAGCAUGAAGCUAAUUUUGUACACAUUAUGCGUCUGUGGUCCAUAUAAUCUUUGUAUAAUUUCCAGCUUUACAUACAUUAGGGACACCUGUUUAAAAUUAUUUGAAUAUAGUCAUUGUAGAUUUUAAGUUCAAGAUAUAUAAUAACUUCAUAAUAUUAAUGAGAUAUAAUAAUUAUUAUUAUUGCUCUUGUGUAUCUGUGCAAUAAUAGAAUUUUUUUUUUUAAGAUUUGAUUUAUACCAUACAGUUGAAAAAUAAUAAAAUGAACAUUUUACAUGUCUUU